AUGUGUAAUUCUAGGGCCGAGAGGUUUGGCACAGCCGACUCAAAGGGAUCAGAAACAUCAAAGCAAUCUGAGGAGGUGAAGAGGAAGGCUAGAGCAGAGAGAUUUGGGCUUGCUGUACCCUCUACAGCUGUUGAUGAGGAAGAGAAGAAAAAAGCUCGACUAGCCCGAUUUGCACCAUAUGCCAAACCUGAUACAGUGGAAGGAGAAAAGAGAAAAGCUAGGGCGAUCAGGUUUUCUAAUCCUCCGUCAAGUUCUUUAGCACAGGAGGCUCCUAUUGCUGGAAAGGCUGGUGCAGUGCUCUAAGUUGAAGUUACCAUAGUUAGAAGGUCCAAUGUCCUAACAGCAUGUGAUUCUCUUGAAGCUUCUUUACAGUGUUUUUUUCUAACAUCAAAAUUCUAAGAGCAGUAUGCCAUCUCCAUAUGAAUUUCUGAAUCAGUGGCAA
This is a messenger RNA of Hibiscus syriacus, 442 nucleotides long. Its product is annotated as protein MODIFIER OF SNC1 11-like. Bases 1 to 303 code for a protein of 100 amino acids. NCBI's taxonomy places the organism in Eukaryota, Viridiplantae, Streptophyta, Magnoliopsida, Malvales, Malvaceae. The transcript has 6 exons. Gene Ontology annotation, biological process: poly(A)+ mRNA export from nucleus. Gene Ontology annotation, cellular component: nucleus. The record is from RefSeq and is a predicted model, not a curated record.